Fulvia fulva is the source of this 5373-nucleotide messenger RNA. Its product is annotated as Benzoate 4-monooxygenase. The record is from RefSeq and is a predicted model, not a curated record. The coding region runs from base 1 to 5373 and encodes 1790 amino acids. Lineage: Eukaryota; Fungi; Ascomycota; Dothideomycetes; Mycosphaerellales; Mycosphaerellaceae. Gene Ontology annotation, molecular function: monooxygenase activity; oxidoreductase activity, acting on paired donors, with incorporation or reduction of molecular oxygen; heme binding. The transcript is spliced from 5 exons.
AUGUUUCUCUCGUUCCUCUUCACGCCUUGGGCGCUGCUCGCGCUCCCGAUCCUCUACUACGUCCUGCCAUACAUCAGGAACUGGUCCAUUCAAGACGUACCCGGCCCUUUCCUCGCAAAGUUCACCAACCUCUGGUAUCUAUACGAGUGUCGGCGAUGCAGGCGGUACCUCACAGUCUUCGAGCUGCACAAGAAAUUCGGCAAAUUCGUCAGAGUACAACCUCACCACGUCUCGGUGGCGGAUCCGGAGGCGAUCCCAAUUGUGUAUGGCCACGGUACAGGGUUCCUGAAGUCGGAGUAUUACGAUGCUUUUGUGGCGAUUCAUCGUGGUCUGUUCAAUACUAGAGAUCGCGCUGAGCAUACCAGGAAGCGCAAGACUGUUAGCCAUACUUUCAGUGCGAAGAGUGUGGGCCACUUCGAGCAGUAUAUCCACCACAACCUGGAACUUCUGGCGCAGAGAUGGGACGAGCUGGCGAAGAAGACUGGUAGCAACAAGUAUACUGAGUUCGAUGCGCUGCACUGGUUCAACUAUGUGGCGUUCGAUAUCAUAGGUGAUCUCGCCUUUGGUGCUCCAUUUGGUAUGCUGGAGAAGGGUGCCGAUAUUGCUGAGGUCCAGCUUACGCCAGAUGCUCCGAAGACGUAUGCCCCAGCCAUCGAGGUGCUCAACCGCCGAGGAGAAGUGUCGAAUGCUGUUGGUUGUAUGCCAUGGAUCAAGCCAUAUGCUAAGCACUUCCCGGAUCCAUUCUUCAGCAAGGGUAUGGCAGCCAUCGCAAACUUGUCUGGUAUCGCCACAGCUCGCGUCAACCAGCGAUUGGAAGCUGCCGAGAAGGGGGAAAUCCAUCGUGUGGAUCUUCUGGCCAGACUUAUGGAAGGCAAGGACGAGAAUGGCAACAAGCUGGGCAAAGCAGAACUCACCGCUGAGGCUUUGACACAGCUUAUUGCUGGCUCCGAUACGACUUCUAACACCUCCUGCGCUCUUCUGUAUCACUGCCUCAAGCACCCGAAUGUGGUCAAGAAGCUCCAAGAUGAGCUCGACCAGGCACUGCCCAGCCCAGACGUGCCCAGCUAUGAGCAGGUCAAGGACCUUAAGUACCUCGAUAUGGUUAUCCAGGAGACGCUCCGUAUCCACAGCACAUCCAGCCAAGGUCUUCCUCGUACCGUCCCUCCCGGCGAUGGUGUGACUGUCGCCGGUCGCCACUUCCCUCAAGGUGUCGUGCUCAGCGUGCCGGCGUAUGCCAUGCACCACAGCACCGAGAUCUGGGGACCGGAUGCCGAGGAGUUCAGGCCGGAGCGGUGGGAGAAGCUCACUGAGAUGCAGAAGUUGGCGUUCAUUCCGUUCAGCUAUGGGCCGCGCGCGUGUGUGGGCAGGAACGUGGCUGAGAUGGAGCUGGCGCUGAUCGUGUCGACUGUGUUCCGCCGAUCAUGUAUCUUACCGACACCUCCUGCAGCAUCACUUGUCCGCGCGCGCUCGUUGAGCAUGGACAUUUCCGCCUUCGAGGCAUCGGCCUCUGGGGGUGGCGAUGAGCCUGAGCUCAAGGAUGUCUUCCUCCUGUUGGACGAUGAUCUGCGGGUUCCGAUCAAGGCCGUCAUCGUCAUCGUCAAGCAUGUCGGCAGACUCUUCAUCUUCGUCUUCGCACUGGGCAUGUGUGUCGUCGUCUACUGCUUCGCGGUGUCGUGGGUAUGCAUGUUCUGGCUGCAGACACACAUGCUCUUCGCUACUUCUUCACUACUCCGCCGCUGCUUGGACGAGCCCGCCGCGCCAAAGCCACAGUUGGUCGACCUGAACCAGCCAGCAGAUGCACCACAGGCCCAAGCAUCUCACAACGAGGCCCAGUCACCACGACCAGAGCCACGAGCAGCAUGGGUCUCACAGCAAUCAACUUCCGCCCAAGCCAUCACUCCCGUUAUCAAGCCAGACGAAAAUGCCACCUCAUCCUUCAGCAGCGGCCUUGAGCUCCCUGAGCACAUGCGCCCAACGAGCAGCGGAUCACACGAUGGCAAGGUCUCGCGGCGGGACAGCGGCGUGCCAAAGGAAGACUCUGAUGCCGGCGGCAGCGAAAUCUUGGACAGAUUGCUGCAGCGUGAGCGGGAGCUCGAGGCUGAGGUCGAAGCACCAUUGCCUGACGCGCAGCAUGACGCGCCGGAGCAAGUUACUUCUGCCCACGAGCCACCAGCUGAGCAGUUCGAGGAGCCUCCUGCCCCGGCCAGCAUCGACGCUGCCACAGGAGCGGAGCCUGAUAGCCGCGAUGGCGCGAAGAACCCCUUCAGCUUCACAGCUGAGCAGAUGGCAGAAGCUGCUAGCUUUGCCGCCAAAGCUACUCGAGGCGGCGAGAAGCCAAAGAGUAGAGGCGGUCCCCCAGGUCGUUUGCAGCAGCGGGCAGCAGUAAUCCAACAGCACAAGAUCCUCAAGGAGCAGCAGAGCCAGAGCGGCUGGAUGUCAAACAUGACAUCGGGUAAAGGCAAGGAGAACGUGACACGACCACUGCAGGCCACUCGACCAUUCACAUUGACGUCGGACAAGAACAAGCCGCCUGUGCCAGCUGUCGGCGGACCAAAGGCAGCACAAAUGCCACUACGACAGACUGCCAAUGGUACAACCCCGAAGUGGAGCGAGAUGGCUACCAUGCUUGGCCAGAACGAGGGCACACCAGCGUCGUCGCCCAUGACCUCUGCUGCCGCAUCACCAGCAGCAAAGUCGACUGGCAAGAUCCCGCCACACAUUCGCAUUCGGGAGGCAAAGGCAAAGGAGGAGGCUGAGAAGGCCAGCGCAAGUGCUGUUCUGCAAGCUCAAGCCGCUGCAGUGGCUGCAGCGAUGUCUCAAGCAUACCCAGCAAACACUGUCAACGAGCAGCAGGAUGAGAAGGUUGCGACUCAUGAUGCUCGUCUUCACGAAAAGGGUCCUUCCUCAUCAGUGCCCGUUGUCGAGCAGCCACUUGAGAAUGCUGUAGCUGUCGAGGACAAGGAGCAGAGCCAGACCGAGGAGCAUGUCAAGAAGCACGGUAUGGUUCGUGAACAACCAGUCAACACAGUGCCCGAAGCAGUGCAGACUGAUGACGAGACCAACGACAUCAAGAAUUCCAGCCCGGCCGUCGGCGAGCAUUCAGGCUAUCAGCAGUGGUCUCAGCAGCAUUCUCAGCGUUCUGAGCCACACUCGCCCUACGUUCAGCGCCUGAGCUUCUACGAGUCGACACCAGACCUUAAGCAGCCAGCACCGAGAUCCAUGUCUGCCGAUCUAUUGAGGGACAUUGAUACCACCUCCGUCCACACGCGGUCAGCUGGACACAAUGCUCAGUGCAAGGGAUGCCACCGCUGGUACGUGACAUCCGACGACUCGAAGCUGUGCGCUCCUUGCUCGGCAGUCCAUGAUCGCAUGCAGGACGGUCAACACGUUGUGUUCGGCGAGCUGCUUACGAAGCCAUCGGCCAAGGUUGAUGUCGAGCAGGCGGAAGAUACCACGGAGCUGGAGAAAGCACUCACCUGCGAGAAGUGCGGCAUGCACGACCAUGGUACAGAGGAUUGCGGUAUCUGCCUCGACUGCGAUCGUCCUGACGGUGAGCCAUGCUCAAAGCACCACGGCACACGUGAUGUGGACGCCAUGGACACCUCAAAGCACUCCAUCGCUGCAGUAACAGGCGCACCAUCUCCAAAGAAAAUUGCUUCAGCGUCUGAACCCGAGAUCGUCAAUGCUGGUCCAUCAGAGAAGAACAUCACUCCCACGCCAGUCUCACGACGUGAAGGCACACCGGCUGACCUCAUCGAGUUCAAGUCGAGCGGUGAGCCUCGUUCCUCACUAUCGUCUGCACCAGAAGCGAAGGUUCAGCCGUCGCCGUGGCAACCAAGAGCGCCGCCGUUCUUUGCUCCAACCUCAUCGGCAAGCAAUUGGCAAGGACAGCCUGGACCAGUCGCUCAACGAAAUGUAUCGCUGCCUCAGAUGCGGCCCUCGAGCCAUGCUGCCACGGCUGUGGACCCAUUCGCACCAGGUCCGUUCCAGACAGACUGGUGGACCAAGCAUAUAUUUGGCGACGUUCAUGCUCAAGCUCUACAGUAUGAGACCCAACACCUCUCUACUCCGGCACCAAAGCCCGUCGCUCCACCCGGUCUUGGAGGACCACAAGCAAGCCGUCAGGCUAGCUUCGAUGCUCUUCUUACACCCGCUGAUCUGUCCAUGCAGAAGCAACGCUCGGGCUAUGACCAAGCUAUUGGAAAGGCUCAGCUUGAGAUACGUCCAGUCGGUGUUCUGAAGCAGUCGGAGACGCUUGGCGGUCUCAAGGACUUCUCCAAGACCUUCAACUUGCCAGAAGCCUUCGCGCGCAAGGUUGUCGAUACCUCCGUGAGUAUUGUUCCUGAGGUUGACGAGACUACCGAGCGUUCAACUCAGGUUUCGGCCGCGGAGGGGACUACUGUGGCAGCUGACAGUGUCGCUCAAGCUCCAGAGGUUGUCACGAAGGAGGAGCAUGCUACGCCUGAGCAGCUCGACUCGGCUGUCGCUGUCACCGCACAAGACUCGGAGCCAGUUCAGAUCGAUCCAGAAGCAGAGAAAGCUAGAGAAGCCAAGAAGCUAGUCAAGAAGCUGCGUUUGGCAAAGGAGACUCAAGAGAAGCAGGUGGAUGGUGCUGUCUUGAUUCCAGACGAGCUUGCAAAGGUGAACAAGAUCAGCGAGCACAUUCAACAACUCGCGGAGCUUGGCUACGACGAGAAUGGCGAGAAGAAGAUCGCUGUUGCAGACGCUGGCGACAGUUCAGGCUCGGACGACACCAAGACAGCCAAGCCAGCGUUGCGGGAUCAGAAGAAGGCUGCACGUGAGGCGCUCAAGGCUGCAUGGGUUGAGCGCGACAUGGCGAGAGCCAGAGUCAUCGGUGACUGGUCAAUGGAGCGUGUCAACGAUCUCAAGGCGUCCAACAGCAAGUACAAUGAGCAUCGUGCUGAGCUUGCCUCACUCAUGGCCGAUGGCAAGCUUCUCUCUGAUGACGCGAAGGUCUUCCCGGAGUUCAACGAUCUCGACUUGAGCGAGCCGAAGCACAAGCCUCAAGGUACAGGUCAGCUGCGUCGUCUCAUCAGAGAGAAGCAGGCCUCGGCCUUGAGCUCUGAGAACGAUGCUGCUACCGCAUCUCCACCACCUGCACCUAAUGCUGAAGUGCAGAACGCAAAGGCAAAGCUAGUCUCCGCCCGCACUCUGCGAGAGCAGGCUCUCGAUUACUUCAAGCAGCCCCAGCCACAGAGCAACGUCCGCUACGACACCUGGAAGGCUGUAGGUGACGGUAAGAUGGCGCGAGCCAACGCUUACUACAAGAAGAAGCGUAACGACUUGGUCGCUCUCUUCCCCAACACUGGUCUACCUGCCGAUCUCGAGGAGGAUUUUCCGGAGAUCUCUUAG